GUUCCCCCCAAAACAAAAAAAAGGCGCUUCUUCUGGUUCGAUUCGAAGGGGAGAGAGAUAGAGAGAGGAAGAGGAGGAAGACCCAGUACGAGUGCCACCCCAUCACCUCCGGCGACAACCUUCACCUCGGCCUCUGACUCCCGACGACCACCACAGCGGUGAAAAUCUGAAUUCUAGGGCACCGACGACCAUCCGCCAAGAAGAGUCUGUUCUGUCGACACUGCCUACUCCAUCGGGUGGAGACGGUGAAGAAGAAGAAGAAGAGUUAUCGAGUGGUUCUUCAAAAAAAAAGUGUGAUGAGAUAGGUACUAAUGAGGAUGGAAAGGAGGCAACCGAAAAUUCUGAACAUAGAGUUGAGGAACCGAAGGAGGGAAUGAUAUUUGACACAGCAAAUGAAGCUUAUCUGUAUUACUCAAGAUAUGCUAAAGAAAAGGGGUUUGCUGUGGCAAAAAGAAACUCGAGAAAGGGAAGAGAUGGAAACUUGAGGCAUGUAACUUUUCAAUGCAAUCGCGGUGGAAAGGCAAAGGUGACCACAACCAAUCCGGUCAAACCACGGCCACAAACGAAAAUUGAGUGUCCAGCUCGUCUUAAUUUGUCUAAUUACCCAGAUGGAAAGUGGAGGUUAAAUCGAGUUGCCGUGGAGCACAAUCAUGAAAAUAGCCCGGAAAAGUCCAGGUUUCACAAGAGCUAUCAGGUCCUUGAUGAACAUGUGAAAAAGAAUGAUAAAGCCGAGAUUAAGUUGCACAAGACAUAUGACUCACUUCAGAUUCAGGCGGGGGGACAUGAAAACCUUCCAUUUCUUCCAAAAGAUUGCCGAAGUCAUUUGGAUAAAAUGCGACAUUUACGACUUGUGGAAGGAGAUGCUGAGGCAAUGCACAGUUAUUUCAUGAAAAUGAAAGCAGACAAUUCUGACUUCUUUUUUGCCUUGGAUUUGGAUGAUGAGGGCCGACUAAUGAAUGUAUUCUGGGCUGAUGCAAGGAGUAGGGCAGCUUGUAAGGAGUUUGGUGAUGUUGUGAUGUUUGACACGACGUACUUGGUAAACAAGUAUCACUUGCCUUUUGCUCCAUUUGUAGGUGUCAAUCAACAUGGUCAAUCAAUAUUAUUGGGAUGUGGACUCGUCGCUCUUGAAGACACAAGAUCAUUCUCGUGGUUAUUUAAGACUUGGAUGACAUGCAUGUGGGGUUGUGCUCCCAAAGCAAUUAUUACUGAUCAAUGUAUGGCCAUGAAGAAUGCUAUAGAAGAAGUAUUCCCUUACACCCGACACCGGUGGUGCAUAUGGCAUAUCUUGGAAAAGGUGCCAGAAAAGUUGGGAAAUUGCGAGGCAUAUAAAUCAAUUUUACAUUCUUUGCACAAUGCAGUUUAUGAUUCACUGACAAAAGAAGAUUUUGAGGAUGUUUGGGAUGUGUUCAUCAAAAAUUACAAACUUCAAAAUAAUGAAUGGUUACAUGGGUUGUAUUUGGAGAAGAAUCGAUGGGUGCCGGCUUUUGUGAAAGAUGUAUUUUGGGCGGGAAUGUCGUCCACGCAAAGAAGUGAGAGUAUGAAUUCUUAUUUUGAUGGUUACAUCAACUCGAAGACGACCUUGAAACAAUUUGUAGAGCAAUAUGAGAAUGCAUUGGCUAGAAAGGUGGAAAAUGAAAAACAUGAAGAUACGAAAAGUGUGCACUCUUACAUCCCGUGCAUAACUCAAGAUGAGUUGGAGAAGCAUUUCAAAAGUGCUUACACCUAUGCGAAGGUUAAGGAGUUUCAUGAUGAAUUUCUCGGCAAACUUAAUUGUUCUUUACAUGAAAGGAAAGUAGGCGAUGUUUGGUCGGAAUAUGAGGUAAAAGAAGACAUUACAUUUGGAGAAGAGCAAAGGAGAAAACGUGUGUCAUUUACUGUCGACUUUAAUGGUGCGACCAAUGAAGCAAAAUGUAAUUGUCGAUUGUUUGAGUUUAGAGGAAUGGUGUGUCGACAUCAACUGAUGGUAUUCCAUGAAAGGAGAGUUCAAAGAGUACCUGAGAAGUAUGUCUUGAGAAGAUGGAGAAAAAAUCUGAAAAGGGACCAUACUAAAAUUCGAAUCAACUACGAUAAAUCGUCAUUGACAAUUGAAGCACGUCGGCAUGACAAUAUGUGCAAUCUCUCUAAUGAGGUUGCUGAUUUGGCAGAAGAUUGUCAAGAGAAGUAUGAUAAGGUGAUGGGACGGCUACGGGAGCUAAAAAGAGAGUUGAUUGAAUCUUCGGUUGUUUGUGGAAGUAAUAUGGUUUCCGAUACUCCAAACGAUUCCUUUUCACUUGGAGAUGUAGUUUUACCUUCCAAAGAGAGUAGGAACAUCGUUGACCCGGAAGCUCUUCGUCCAAAAGGGAGAUUGCCGACAAAAAGAAAGCAAAGUGGUGUUGAAAAAAUUAGUAAGAAGAAAAGAGAACAAAAAAAGAAGACAUUGUCAAACGAAAAAGCGAAGGAGGUUGAAGAAAAUGCAGAUGGCCAUGUGUUUGGAACACAAGAGAGUGUUGUAAAUGUAAAUAGUUACCCAAGCUAUAUGGGGCAAUUAAUGUGGCCAAACAUGAUGCCCCAUAAUAUGCAACCAAAUAUUGCACAAGCCGGAACCAUCCUCCCAUUUUCUCCAACUUUACGCCCAACCGGAACAGGUUUCAACCAAUUUUUGAACAACUUUCCAACUUCACAAAGAAACAUGCCAAGAUUACUUAAUAGUCAAGUUUGGAGAGGACAAUCAACUAUUACGAGUACUCAAGUUUGGGGAGGAGGACAAUCAAGCAAUCACCAAAGUCAAGGACAGGGUUGAGGAGGAGGACAGCAAAUUUUUUUGGAAAUGAUGAAUGCAAGAGAUAAUGGUAAACAAUAGAAAACUUGUUUGAUGUGUAUCCUGGGUAGACUCUCCUUUUUUUGGGUUAUGGCUUAGUUUCGGAAUUGGUGGGGCUGGUUGGAUCGGAUUGUUAGGGUUUAAAGUGUUUUGAGAAUGAGUGAUACAUUUGUUUUGGAUUGAAAUCUGCUUGUUUUAUAAUGGAAUUACUUUAAUUGUGUUUGAUUA
This is a messenger RNA of Rhododendron vialii, 3025 nucleotides long. RefSeq names its product protein FAR1-RELATED SEQUENCE 6-like. Gene Ontology annotation, biological process: regulation of DNA-templated transcription. Gene Ontology annotation, molecular function: zinc ion binding. NCBI's taxonomy places the organism in Eukaryota, Viridiplantae, Streptophyta, Magnoliopsida, Ericales, Ericaceae. The record is from RefSeq and is a predicted model, not a curated record. Bases 374 to 2779 code for a protein of 801 amino acids. The transcript is spliced from 4 exons.